Messenger RNA from Aspergillus saccharolyticus JOP 1030-1, 1072 nucleotides. RefSeq lists its product as uncharacterized. NCBI's taxonomy places the organism in Eukaryota, Fungi, Ascomycota, Eurotiomycetes, Eurotiales, Aspergillaceae. Bases 76 to 1032 code for a protein of 318 amino acids. The record is from RefSeq and is a predicted model, not a curated record. Gene Ontology annotation, cellular component: mitochondrion. The transcript is spliced from 3 exons. Gene Ontology annotation, biological process: mitochondrial respiratory chain complex III assembly.
CGAGUAGCAAAAUCCGGUCCCAUCGUGUGUGGGACAAGAGUUGGCCGCAAAAUACAUAACAUGAUGACUUACAAAAUGCCAUCAGAUGCAAUCAGAUCUGUAUUGAAACAAUACCGAUGUCUUUCACACUCUCCGAAGCUCAAGGUUUUGCCUCCCAUAGGACUAUUGAUACCAAGUCUAGUUUCUUGUCGUUCUAUUUGCUGUGCAAUUCAUGUUAAGCAAGGGCACACGCAGAGCUAUUCAGUCUCGACAUGGGGCUAUGCCAGUCAACAGCGUCAAGAGACCAGAUUCAUUCACUUGCGAAGUGCUCGGGCUUCAUCACAGCUAGCUCGAGCGAUCGCCUCACGCCCUGGCACAUCUGCAGAGACAUAUGUUGCAUAUGGUCUGACUCAGAAGCUUUUCGAGGUCUGUUCUAGUCAAGCAGACUACACCAUACCGCAGUUGGAUAAGAAGGGAGGACAAGUUCCCAAGACCGAUGCUGGAGAGGAUCUUGGUGUAGGCCAAGGAUGGUGGUAUAAAGAAUUGGGGCUCUUGCCUACAUUCUCAACAUGGUCGCAAGUCACUUUCCUGCACAUGUACUUACUGACAGCCCGGCUACGUGCUCUGCCAUCGCCCGAAAGCCUCCAGACUUACUCACAGCAUUUGAUUGACCAUUUCUCGCACGACGCCGAGCAUCGCAUGGAUGUACUUCAUGGCUUGACAAGCCGUGCUAUCCGAAAUAAAUUUCUCAAGGACCUAUUUAUCCAGUGGCGUGGUGCGUUGGCUGCUUACGAUGAGGGUGUCAUUAAAGGCGAUGCUGUACUUGGAGCUGCGAUUUGGAGGAACUUAUGGAAAGCCAGUCAUACUGCACCCGACGGCGAAGACAUGGACUGGACUAAGGUUGCCCUUGUUGUUGCAUAUAUGCGACGGGUCCUGCAUGAUCUUUCUCAUGUCAAUGAGGCAGAUUUAGCACUUCGAUUAGGGCGCAAUGAUGGAGGGCGGCCUAGUAUCUUCUCAGUCUCUCAGGCAGAGAAGAAACUGGUCUACGGAUAAAAAUGGGUUUGUUGAGGCUGUUUUCCAAGGAAUAAAAAUG